Pocillopora meandrina is the source of this 285-nucleotide messenger RNA. NCBI's taxonomy places the organism in Eukaryota, Metazoa, Cnidaria, Anthozoa, Scleractinia, Pocilloporidae. The record is from the annotation of a GenBank genome assembly.
AUGGCAGAGAGGGGUUCUCCCAGAGCAUCAUAUACUGCGUCUUUUAAACUCAGAGUUGUAGCUUAUCCUGUUGACAAAGGAAACCGUGCUGCUGGAGAGCAGUUUAAUGUUGAUGAAAGCUGUGUGCGUCGCUGGCAAUCGCAGUGAGAAAAGCUGCUUAGAACACCCGGCAACAAGCGUGCUCAAUGAGGUCGCUCUGCUGCAUUUCUGGAGCUCGAGAAGGAAGUUGCUGAGUGGAUCACCGAGAAGCGCAAAGCUGGUACUGGCGUGUCCACAAACAUUAUU